Mya arenaria is the source of this 2890-nucleotide messenger RNA. RefSeq lists its product as uncharacterized. NCBI's taxonomy places the organism in Eukaryota, Metazoa, Mollusca, Bivalvia, Myida, Myidae. Gene Ontology annotation, cellular component: membrane. The coding region runs from base 144 to 1262 and encodes 372 amino acids. The record is from RefSeq and is a predicted model, not a curated record. The transcript has 2 exons.
CUUGUUCUUAAGCAAGCGUACAGUUUACUUCUAAUGCAGCAGAACAAUUGUAACUAUUUUUAAGAGACGGAUCAGAAUUCUAAAGAUAUAGAUUAAUGAAAAUACAGAAUUUUCUAGAGACGGUUUCUUAAAUAGACUGAAACAUGUUCGUUUGGUGUUUCUCCCUGGCGCUUGUGCUCCUCCCUGCUGCCGCCGUGGGUGAUUUAGAAGCACUUACUUUAGAAAUAUCGAACCUCGGGCGUAAAGUGGAUUCAUUUCAGUCGUUUGUGCUUCAGGAUAUUUCGAGCAUCAAAGACAAAAUUAACAAAAUGGAUUCCAAAAUAGACGCGAUUAUAAGACAAGACCAUAUUGAAGAAGACAAAGAUCAAGCACAACCUGGAAGCCAGACUCAUGAAGCCUCAUCUUUUAAUGACAAAAUCGACCCCAUGGGUUUACAGGAGCAGUUAGAUAGAAUUAAGAGAGGCUUUCGCGAGGAGAAAAAAUGGAUUCGACAUGACUUAGAUGAUCUGAAAGGCAUUUCACAGAAUCUUCUUGUUGGAAAAGACCAAAUUGCGGAAUACCUCCUAACGUUAGAGACAAACGUCAACACAUUUCUUAGUAAAAUCAUUGGUGAGUUGAAAGAUGGAGUUCUCGACAUAACCAAAAACGUACAACGCGAUUUGAACACGUCUAUUGAGCGCAGCGCCGUUAAUGUUGAUGAAAAAGUUCAAUCGUUUAAACAACUUGUUCAACGAACAGACACGAUCUGUAAGUCUAGCUCGGACACGAUUACCAAAACGCUGACAACAGUUCUAUCUGUAUCAGAGAACACCAUUGAAGGCUACCUGAAGAAGACCAGUCUGAACACUGUCAACCUUAUCAAUGCUGUGAAAGAAGACAUCAAUAUAAUCAAGGAAAACACUGCAAAAAUCAUGGCAAAGUCACAUGAUAUGACUCGGGCGCGCCUUGCGAACGAAAGUGAUUACAGAAACGGUGUGCAAGGACGUUUGGAAAUACUACAUGGCAGCGAGUGGGGAACAGUUUGUGAUGACGGAUUUGAUCUAGAAGACGCAAAGGUUGCUUGCUUAAUGAUCGAUUCAAAAUUCGUCUACUAUGGAUAUAUUUCAGAAGCGUAUUAUGGUCGCGGAACUGGAGCGAUUUGGCUCGAUGAAGUGGCAUGUACUGGUGAGGAGCGAUCUCUAUUUCACUGUGAAGGUGAUGGCAUUGGUGAACAUAACUGCAACCACGGCGAAGAUGUUGGUAUAAAGUGCUGGUACCGAUAGUUAAAGAGAUUCUAAAUAUGUUUAUACGUUCCCUGUUGGAGUAUUUAAGCAGUCAAAAUAAUUACAUGGGUUUUGAACAAUAUCCCAGACGAAGUGUAGUUUUAUAACAAUUUUCUAUUAUAUCUCAUCCAAAUUGGACACUGUAUUCAAGGAGAACAGGAGACAUACUUCAAGACACGAUAAUGACAUUAACAGCUAUUGUAUGUUCGGGAAGGUACAUACAAUGAUGAACAACAUGUAUGAUUAUAUCCAUAAUUUGUUUUCCAGAAGAAAGAUAUAAAUAAAAAUACUUACUUAAAUUAAUGAUGUGCUCCUUGUCAAAUGCUUUACAUUGAACAUGGCAACCCAACUCAAAUCAAUUGAGUGUGUAAUAGCCGAGGUUAAAUAUACAUGAACUUGAUAUUAAGCAUAAACUAGCAUAUGUACAAAGAUUUCAGUAGAGCAUUAGUUUGAAAAUAAAAUCAGACGAAAAACAGAAAAAACUCUUUGCAUGUGCCAGUGGCAUUCGAAGGGGAGUGUAUACGCUUACUGUUUAUUUCUAAGACAUAAAAAACUAUGUUUGUUAUAUAUGGAAUAUUAUUAUUUCUCAGUCACGAUUGGGACUGCUGAACAUAAAUAAUGAUACAUAAAAUAAUUAAUACUUAUAUUUAGGUCGAAGAUACCAAUAUGGCUUUAAAUAUGUUCAAUGUAUAGUAAAUGUCAUGAAUUUAACUUUGCAAAGCCUUUUUUAGGUCGGAAAUACAUGUAGUACGAUGAAAAUGCAAGAGAAAAAGUAAAAAAAACAAAUCGUGAUACAUUGUUUGUAUAAGAAGGCACCGGCUUCUUAAACUUAUAUAAAAUAAACAACAGAAACAAGCUAAUUAGCCAAACACAAAGGUUAUUAGUAUGUUGUACAGAGAUAAAGAAAACAUAGUUACUAGAUUAAACGUCAACCGGACUUAUAGUAUACCACCGAAGACACGUUGUGGUUACAACCUUUCGACUGUCGGCCCUUCUUUGUUUAUUUGAAUUUGACACUUCCGUUGCCUUGAUGAUGAUAUCUUGGCUAGUCUACAUCCGUUUACAACAAAAAAUGAACGCGUUUUUAAAGGACUCAUGUUAUAAGUCAAGUGCAGUUUAAAUACGGAUACAAUAGUGCCAUAGUAGUAUAUCUCAGUCACGUUUAGGACUGGUGAACAUAAAUAAGGAUACGUAAAAUAAAAAAAUAAUUAUAUUAAGGUCAAACAUACCAAUAUGGCUUUAAAUAUGUUCAAUGUAUAGUAAAUGUCAUGAAUUUACCUUUACAAAGCCCUUCUUGAGGUCAGAAAUAUAUGAUGUACGAUGAAAAUGCGAAAGAAACGUAAAAAUUCGUAAUAUGAUAUUUGUGAAAUCAACAUCAUAUUAUAAGUCAAGUGCAGUUUAAAUUGAAUACUUGGAAAGAUAACAAUCUUAGUUUCACAACAGGAAAAGGGAAAGUACCGCAUAAUUUUACCACUUAAGUGGCAACCAGUUAGGAGUAUUUCUACAUGUACAAGCUUUAACGGAAUGUCAUAUAAUUUAUUUAAGAUAUUCAGUCCACAACUGGUUUAAUAUAAUGUUUAGAAAAUGUUGUUUGAUUUUGAGAUAAUAAAUCACCGUUAUACAAAGAA